AUGGAUCCUAUCUACCGCGACAAACUGAUAUACUCGCUGGGAAUGUUACUUAAGGAAUUGUUCAAUGGCCAAGACAGUUAUCACAACAGUGUUAAGGACCACCUCCCGGUAGACCUUGACCACAACAAGAUUGAAGAAAUCCUCACGAUUCUGGGCCCAGAGGAUUUCUUGAGUCAGGCACUCCGAUAUUACGAACACUGCAGUUCCAACCCGAAAGGACACCAAGGUGAGAGAAGACUGGUCGAGAUCAGAGAGCGCCUAGACGAAAAGUACGGAGAGUUCUUAAGGGGAAGCAAUCUGUUGAAAUAUACAGCACAGAAGGAUUGGCUUCAAGAGGCGCUCAGGUCUCCAAUCUUCGCAAACCACCGCGGGUGGAGACUUCGCUAUCAUCUGGACAACCCUGCACCUGAAUCGCCCGACGAUAAACUCCGAACUCAGCUCAAAUAUACAAUUGACAGCGAAAUGAAAAUACUGGCCGAUGAUCAGCAACAAUCUCGCCCUGAGGAUUUGGAAUUGCCUACAUUCUCCCCGACUACGAUCGAGAACAGUUUCUCCCUUCUCAAGCCCUUCGACUACACAGAGCGAUAUUCACUUCACUAUAUUCUCCUCUGCAAAUACUCGGGAGAUGAAAACAUGACACACCAAGAGGCAGACAGAGAGGCACAGAUUCGCCUCGAUGAAUAUAAAGCGGAACAUUUUGAGAGCAUGCGUGAAGAAUCGAGACAGUUGAGCGAGUGGGAAGAGCGUGAGCAGGUGAGAGACUGGAAAUACUGGAAAGAGAUAGAGCAUAACCCCGACGAUUUCAUUUACUUAGAGAAUUUGUCUGAAGAUGAAUGGCCUGAAGCGGGCGAGGUUGAGGAAGAAGGAUCUGACGACGAUGGAUCUGACGACGAUGGAUCUGAAGAUGAAGAAUCCAAGGAUGAUGGGUCGGGAAGCGAAGUGUCUGAGGGUGAUAGAUCACCCAGUCCGAACGGUAUGGACAUAGAUUUGCCGGAACCCACCAGCGAAGAUCUCACUCUUCAGGUCUCAGCGCUUCAUAUUUCUGGCAAAAGGCCAAACGGUGAAGGUGGCGGAGUGACAAGGACGGCCAAGAAGCGUGCUUUUGACGAUAGCGACGACACUGAUGAUGCAGCUGCGUCUGGUCAUAAGCGCGUGAAAGUCGAACAUUGGCGAAAACGCUUUAAUAAGUAUCCUUGGAUGGGGGGUGAGUUUUUGGCUGAUUGA
Molecule: messenger RNA, 1224 nt
Organism: Fusarium mangiferae
Lineage: Eukaryota; Fungi; Ascomycota; Sordariomycetes; Hypocreales; Nectriaceae
Exons: 1
Coding region: 1-1224 (407 amino acids)
Source: RefSeq, a predicted model, not a curated record